AUGCCGAGGGGCUCUGACACCCACUUCAGCAGCAGCGAUAACAACGCGAUUCAAGAUGGCAGAGGAGGCGAGCAGACCCGCAGGUCACUGGAACAGGAUACAGAGCCUAGAAAGAAGCCUGUGCACUCAUGCCGCCUGCUGCGCGCCCUGCUAGCUGCCCGCGCCAGCCUCGAGCUCUGCCUGUUUGCCUUCUGCAGCCCGCAGCUGGGCCGCGCCGUGGAGCUGCUGCACCAGCGCGGGGUGCGUGUCCGCAUCGUCAGCGACUGCGACUACAUGGCCCUCAACGGCUCACAGAUCGGCCUGCUCCGCAAGGCAGGUAUCCAGGUGCGGCACAACCAGGACCUGGGCUACAUGCACCAUAAGUUUGCGAUCGUGGACAAGAAGGUGUUGAUCACAGGCUCCCUCAACUGGACCACUCAGGCCAUUCAGAACAACAGAGAGAACGUGCUCAUCCUGGAGGACGAGGAGUACGUGAGGCUCUUUCUGGAAGAAUUUGAGCGUAUUUGGGAGGAAUUUAACCCUACGAAGUACACUUUUUUCCCGAAGAAGAGUCGGCGCUGAAGCGUCUGUCCUUCUGCAUUGGGGCGGGGCCCUCCGGGCGUCCAGGACACGGGGCAGGUGCGUGUCCGCUCUGGCCGCAAGGUGGGUCCUACUGCGGAGGCGGGUGCAGUCGUGGUCACCCACGCGGUGGGGCGUGAAAAGGAGCCAGGCCUCGGCCGGCCGCACCUCCGUGUCAGGGGCAGCUGGGUUCCAGGCCUGGGUCGGGAGCGUGGCCGCCCUACAGCCCCCGCAGCCUGCGGUCACCGCUCCUUGGGGGCUUCCAGCGGGUCCGAGUCCGGAUUCUUCUGUCGGACACUGAAGGCCUCACCUGCUGUCGGGGUG
This is a messenger RNA of Vicugna pacos (alpaca), 882 nucleotides long. The record is from RefSeq and is a predicted model, not a curated record. Lineage: Eukaryota; Metazoa; Chordata; Mammalia; Artiodactyla; Camelidae.